AUGACGUGUUGUAGCUGCUGUAGACCAACUCGGAGAGAGGACCGAGUGACCCCUCAAGGUCUGUUGUACAAGGAUUACCCCCACUUUGUCAACGCGGAUGGGCAAUGCAUUUUCUGCAGGUACUGGGAACCGAAAACACCGCCCAGGGGUUUAGCGAUGAUAAUACACGCUGCAGGAGAACACAGCGGCCGCUAUCAAGGAAUUGCUGGGGUGAUGACAAAGCAGGCCCUGUUUGUAUUUGCACAUGAUCACAUUGGCCACGGGCAGAGUGAAGGCAGGCGCAUGUAUGUGUCCAGUUUCAGAGACUACAUUCGGGACUCCCUGCAGCACUUCGACAUGAUGACGAGCCGUUUCCCGAACCUAAAGGUCUUCAUCUUUGCACACGCCAUGGGCGGGACCAUCGCAAUCUCUGUCGCAAACGAGAGACAGAAGUACAUCGCUGGGGUGAUUUUUAUCGCGCCGCUGGUUAUAUUGAACCCUGAGUCAGCAACACCAGCGAGGAUGUUUGUUGCCAAAGUGCUGUAUCACUUGACGCCAAAUCUAACCUUGGGAUACGUGGACCCUCGUUGGCUCUCAAGAUCACAAAAAGAGGUAAAGAUAUACAAAAAUGAUCCUCUCAAUUACCACGGACCAUAUAGGAUGAGAUUCACUGUUCAGGUGUUACAAGCGGUUGCCAAACUGGAGAGAGUGGUGCCUUCCAUCACUUGGCCAAUGUUGAUUUUACACGGUGAUGCAGAUAAACUGUGUGAUAUCAGGGGCUCCUUCCUCCUGUACAAGCUAUCGGCGAGCUCGGACAAGACUCUGAAGAUCUUCAGUAAAUGUUUCCACCUGCUCCAUCGAGAAGUGCCGAAUGUUUCUCUGGAAGUCUUUGCAUUGAUUGGGAAAUGGAUCACUGACAGGAUGCCGCCAAUGGAACAAGACUGAACAGGCCUGUAAAUGUGGACAGUCUACAAA
This is a messenger RNA of Hemiscyllium ocellatum (epaulette shark), 954 nucleotides long. Its product is annotated as monoglyceride lipase-like. Lineage: Eukaryota; Metazoa; Chordata; Chondrichthyes; Orectolobiformes; Hemiscylliidae. The coding region runs from base 1 to 924 and encodes 307 amino acids. The record is from RefSeq and is a predicted model, not a curated record. Gene Ontology annotation, cellular component: membrane. Gene Ontology annotation, molecular function: lipase activity. The transcript is spliced from 7 exons.